AUGCCUCUCGAUUCUCAGCAUCUCCUCAAAUCAACAAUCCAUCCCAUUCCCCUUGUUGAUCCCUAUUUCUCAACUUUUCACUCACUCUUGCCCACGCGUGAGCUCAGCGACCGACCCGUGCCGGCGUGUGAGAGAGAAAAAAAGGAGAAGAGACUCUCAAAUCUCGCUUUUUUUCCGUGUGUGCGUGUGCUUCUACAAAGGAAAUCAACAAUGUCCAAUCUCUACAGGAGCCCCUCGUCGGCUCAGACAAAUCUCGUCUACAAGAGCACUUCGGUGUCAGCCUUUGGUGCUCCGUUCGGCUCGAUGGCGGUCGCCGACUUGGGUUCACUCACGCGUCUCGAGGACAAGAUCCGUCUCCUUCAAGAGGAUCUCGAGUCGGAGCGUGAACUUCGCAACAGGAUCGAGCGCGAGCGUGCCGAUCUCUCGGUUCAAUUGAUCUCUCUCACCGAUCGCCUCGAAGAUGCCGAGGGAACCACUGAUUCACAGAUCGAGUCAAACCGAAAGCGCGAGGCUGAGCUUGUCAAGCUCCGCAAGUUGCUUGAGGAGAGCCAAAUCGAGUCUGAGGAUGCGAUGAAUCAACUGCGCAAAAAACAUCAAGAUGCCUGCCUUGACUACCAAGAACAAUCUGAACAACAACAAAAGAAAUAUGCAAAAGUUGAGCGUGAUCGUCAACGCCUUCAACACGAAGUGAUCGAGCUCACGCAAACAAUUGAUCAACUUCAAAAGGAUAAACACACUGCCGAGAAAGCCGCUGAGCGUUUCGAGGCGCAGGCUGUCGAACUCGCCAACAAAGUCGAUGAUCUAAACAAGCACGUCAACGACUUGGCUCAACAACGCCAGCGUCUGCAGGCUGAAAACAACGAUUUGUUGAAGGAGAUUCACGAUCAGAAAGUCACCAUCGACAACUUGCAACACGUGAAAUACACACUUGCUCAACAGCUUGAAGAGGCUCGCCGCCGUCUAGAGGACGCUGAAAGGGAACGCGCUCAACUCCACUCGCAACUCCACCAAGUUCAACUCGAGCUCGACUCAGUGCGCAACGCUCUUGAUGAGGAAUCGCAAGCCAGAGCUGACGCCGAGCACAAACUUUCUCUUGCUAACACUGAGAUCACUCAAUGGAAAUCGAAGUUCGACGCUGAGGUCCAACUCCAUCACGAGGAUGUCGAAGAACUCCGGAAGAAGAUGCUCCAGAAGCAAGCUGAGUACGAAGAACAAAUUGAGAUCAUGUUGCAAAAGAUCUCUCAACUCGAGAAAGCGAAGAGCCGCUUGCAGAGUGAGGUCGAGGUGCUCAUUGUGGACUUGGAAAAAGCCCACAACACGAUCGCUAUCUUGGAGCGCGCCAAGGAGGCACUCGAGCGCCAAUUGGCUGAGGCCAAGGUGCGCAUUGACGAGUUGACUGAAGAGGUUGAAGUGAUCGCGCGCGAGUUGCGUGCCGCGAAUGCCGAGUUGCAGAAGAUGAAGCACUUGUAUGAGAAGGCUGUCGAACAGAAGGAGGCGCUGGCUCGCGAGAACAAGAAAUUGCACGAUGACUUGGUUGAAGCAAAGGAGGCAUUGGCUGACGCAAACAGGAAGUUGCACGAGUUGGAUCUGGAGAACGCGCGCUUGGCCGGUGAAAUCCGUGAGCUUCAAGUGGCGUUGAAAGAGGCUGAUGCUCAACGACGCGAUGCCGAGAAUCGAGCUCAGCGCGCUUUGGCUGAGCUGCAGGCUCUCCGCGUUGAAUUUGAGCGCCGAAUGCAAGAGAAGGAGGAGGAGAUUGAGGCCUUGCGCAAGAAUAUGCAAUUCGAGAUCGACCGAUUGGCUGCCGCGUUGGCUGAUGCUGAGGCAAGGAUGAAGGCCGAGAUCUCUCGCCUCAAGAAGAAAUACCAAGCCGAGAUCGCCGAACUUGAGAUGACCAUCGACAACCUCAAUCGCGCCAACAUCGAGGCCCAGAAGACCAUCAAGAAGCAAUCCGAACAACUCAAAGUCCUUCAGGCCAACUUGGAAGACACCCAGCGUCAACUCCAGCAAACUUUGGAUCAAUUCGCUUUGGCUCAGCGCAAGAUCUCAGCGCUGUCAGCGGAAUUGGAAGAGUGCAAAUCGGCAUUGGACAACGCGAUUCGCGCUCGAAAACAAGCCGAGUUGGACUUGGAAGAAGCCUCGGUUCGAAUCCAAGACUUGAUCUCGAUCAACAACAAUCUCACCUCGAUCAAGAACAAAUUAGAAACCGAAUUGAGCACCGCGCAGCAAGAUCUCGAUGAGGUGACAAAGGAGUUGCACGCGGCUGACGAGCGAGCGAAUCGCGCUUUAGCUGACGCAGCAAGAGCUGUCGAACAAUUGCACGAGGAGCAAGAGCACUCGAUGAAGAUCGACGCGUUGAGGAAGAGCUUGGAAGAGCAAGUGAAGCAAUUGCAAGUACAAAUCCAAGAAGCUGAAGCAGCAGCGCUUUUGGGCGGAAAGAGAGUGAUCGCCAAGUUGGAGACGCGAAUCCGCGACUUGGAGACCGCUUUGGAUGAGGAGAGCCGCCGCCACAAGGAAACGAUCAACGCUCUUAGGAAGAAGGAUCGCCGCAUCAAGGAGGUUCAACAACAGGUGGAUGAGGAGCACAAGAACUUCGUGAUGGCUCAAGACACUGCCGAUCGUCUUCUCGAGAAAUUGAACAUCCAGAAGAGACAACUCUCCGAGGCUGAAGGAGUGACAAUGGCGAACCUCCAGCGAGUCCGAAGAUACCAACGGGAACUCGAGGAUGCCGAGGGACGUGCCGAUCAGGCCGAGGGCUCGUUGAACCUGAUCCGCGCUAAACAUCGUGGCACUGUUGCUGGUGGAAAGUCGGGAAGCAGGAUUUUCGUCGCAGAAGAGGACUAC
Mesorhabditis belari is the source of this 2841-nucleotide messenger RNA. The record is from the annotation of a GenBank genome assembly. NCBI's taxonomy places the organism in Eukaryota, Metazoa, Nematoda, Chromadorea, Rhabditida, Rhabditidae.